This is a messenger RNA of Pseudocercospora fijiensis CIRAD86, 2019 nucleotides long. RefSeq lists its product as uncharacterized. Gene Ontology annotation, molecular function: protein binding. The record is from RefSeq and is a predicted model, not a curated record. The transcript has 2 exons. NCBI's taxonomy places the organism in Eukaryota, Fungi, Ascomycota, Dothideomycetes, Mycosphaerellales, Mycosphaerellaceae. Bases 1 to 2019 code for a protein of 672 amino acids.
AUGUACAUGGGCAGUGAUUCGUUCGUCCGUGGCGGCUUCGAGAAAGCUCGCACGGUCAUCAUCACAAAGAAGUCCAAGAAGAUGGGAGGAAAGUCGAACAAGUUUGAUUACACUAACCGCUCCAAUGAUGGAGUCAAGCUGGGUGCGUGCAUGGGACGCGACUUGAAGAAUGAGGCGAACAGGACGGAGAAGGACGCGGCCAAGCAGGCCAACAAGGCGAACAAGGCGCGCAAGACGAGCACCAGCAGCAACUCCAGCAGCCACGAGGGCAAUGUCAUUCAUCCGCUCGAUGUCAAGGCGCCGGGAAAGAAGCUGGGCGAUGAAGGCGUAUUCGCGAUGGCAGAUGGGCUCAUUGAGGCUUUGCGCAAGGCAAGCGCGAGCUCUGCAGUGCAACUCGAAGACCUCAACCUGUCCGGCAACAACCUGACCACCGUCUCCCUUGACCACCUGGUGGAGGCCAUCGAGCUUGCUUGUUACGACCUCAAGACUCUCGACCUCAGCAGUAACCGCAUCGAGGUGAAGACGGAUGAGCAGGCGGCGCAUUGGGAGAGGUUCCUGCGCUCUUUCCGAGAGUGCAGGCGACUGCGACGACUCGACCUCAGCGGCAAUCCUCUCGGCACGCGCGCCCUGGAGAUCCUCGCCCGUGUCCACAUUCAAGAACCGCAUAUUGAUCCCAUGCCACCGCGCGGCACCAUGUCAGUCCAGUCUCUGCCAUACAGCAUCGCCGAUACUAUCGACCCGCCCACCAAAAGCACUUACGUUAAUGACAAGAUGGUCAACGGCACUUUCUUGCGGCGGCGAUGCGGCCUUCGUGGUAUCCCGUAUAUCACUCUUACCGACAUUGGUCUCACUGACGCAGGCGCACUAUGGCUCUCCUAUGUCCUCGAAGACCAUCACUAUCCAUCGCAAAUGAUCGACGAGCUCAACGCCACGCCUCCAGACUCCAACAUCAAGACCUAUCAGCAGGAUGCAAACUUCAGCGGUGUCGACUGGAACGAGCGCGAACCCACUCUUGGAAAGGACGGUCUCUACCUCCUCAAGAAGUCUGAAAUGAUUCGACGCCAGACAUUCAUGGACAAUGCCACUGUUUCAACAGCUAACGACGAUUUCGAUGACUUCGAUGAUGAAGUGACACCAGCCACCCAGUCUCCAAUGAAGAAUGCAUUCGACCAUCGUCGCAGACGCGCGGGCGAUCGACGAGCCAGUGUCCGCUCCAUUCGUACUACUGAUGGUGGCGAGCAUGAGUUGUCGGAAUUGGAGAGCGCUCGAAAGAAAGUGCAGCGACAUAUCAUUGCGCAAGAUGGUGCUUCCAGCACAGAACUCUGGCGGGCAGGCCUUCGCGUUGCCAUUUCAUCAACCGUCCUCAAUGGCAUCGGACCAGGUCCACAAGCCGUGAGACGUUACUAUGUUGGCCCACCCAUCUUCCACUUCCCGAUUGAGGCAGAGACGCGCAAGCAGGCCUCGAGCCCAGUCACAACAACGACCGCCAAGGGUUCUCCGAACGGCUUUCCACGACAGGGCACCUACGCAGCCACGCUUACCGCUAACACCGGCGCCGUACCUGGAGAGCCCGAGCUCGCCAUUACUGAGGUCACGAACAGUCCUCAAACUCCGAAGAUGAUCUUCAAGCCACAUCGCAAGGGCGCCUCUAGUGAAGGCAGUGACCUGCACGCAGUAUCGCAGAAGCUCAACGGCCUUAUCGUCCGAGACGACAACCCAGCCCGAUUCGUGCGCUGGCAGGAGGAGCACGGCGCGAAUCAAUGCGGACCAGGAGGCUUCAGGGACAGUGCGGUAUUGAGCCACUUCCCAGCCAAGAUUAUAGAGAAGAUUGCAGCCUCGAGUGUAGCCAAGAAAGAUCAGACUUUGCUGUCAAGAAAGCAGAUCAGGAGUGCGUGCGCUUGGGGUCAGGAUCGUGGCAAUUUCCAGACGGCGGAGACGUGGAGAAAGAUGGCGGACAGCGCACAGGUCUGGACUCUGCUGGAGAGCAUUGGCUGUCUCGCAUACCAGAGGGAGGACUAA